This is a messenger RNA of Rasamsonia emersonii CBS 393.64, 570 nucleotides long. RefSeq lists its product as uncharacterized. Lineage: Eukaryota; Fungi; Ascomycota; Eurotiomycetes; Eurotiales; Trichocomaceae. The transcript is spliced from 7 exons. The coding region runs from base 1 to 570 and encodes 189 amino acids. The record is from RefSeq and is a predicted model, not a curated record.
AUGGAUUCAGCCACAGUAGUCGAAUGGUCGCUAUUACUCGCCUGUUUGUCAGGAACAAUCGACUCAUCAGUGGAUCAUAUGGCCAGUGGCCAGUGGCAGUCCACGUCAGAUGCUGAUGCUGCGCGGCGCCAAGGCCCAACUCCAAGGGAGGCGUCGGAGGCAGUCCCACCUGUCAACGAAGAUCAGCAUGAUCUGAGUGCUCCAGAGGAAAUUAAUUCAUCUGAUUUAUAUCCGGUGCAGCCAGUUGAAGUAUUUCAUAUACCUUACCUGUUAAGUGAUUUGAUGGGAUGGACGAAUGUGCAACAUGAUACAUUACAUCCCUUCAUCCCUUCAUCCCUCCUGUCGGGAACAUGGAGGACGGGAACUCUGACAACGGAGCUGGCCAAUCAGGAAUACAGAUUAUUGAAGCAAAGGCCGGAAGGACAAUCCGACAAAGCGGGCUGCGGCCGACCGUCUGUCGAUCAUGAUCAUCUGCGUCAUCUCUCCGAGAUCAAUAUACCGUCAAGCGACUCAAGCAGUGCUCAGCCACGAAGAAAGAAAGAUCUCGAUCGAGAGGAAAUGAAUGAAUGA